Paramisgurnus dabryanus is the source of this 1875-nucleotide messenger RNA. It is a transcript of the gene clic2, whose product is annotated as chloride intracellular channel 2. NCBI's taxonomy places the organism in Eukaryota, Metazoa, Chordata, Actinopteri, Cypriniformes, Cobitidae. Gene Ontology annotation, biological process: negative regulation of ryanodine-sensitive calcium-release channel activity; chloride transmembrane transport. The record is from RefSeq and is a predicted model, not a curated record. Gene Ontology annotation, molecular function: chloride channel activity.
GGGAGACGGCAGACAUCAGGGCUCUAACUAACUUUCAUCAGGGACAACGUACGGACGUUACAGCUGUUUACAUCUAUUAUUUGAGGAAUCUCUUAGCCUUGUGGAUUAUUUUUCAAGAUAUUUGGACUAACUUUAAAAUAAUGGCACUCAGGCAAGACUCAGAUAGAGAAGCAAGCAUUGAGCUCUUCAUAAAGGCCGGCCACGAUGGUGAGAACGUGGGGAAUUGUCCAUUUUGCCAGAGACUCUUCAUGGUUCUUUGGCUGAAAGGAGUCAAGUUCACAGUAACCACAGUUGAUAUGAGGAAGAAGCCAGAGGAGCUGAAGGAUUUAGCUCCAGGUACCAAUCCCCCUUUUCUCCUGUACAAUGGCACACUGAAGACUGACUUUAUUAAGAUUGAAGAGUUCCUGGAGGCAACCCUCGCCCCUCCCCGCUAUCCUCAUCUCAGCCCUCGCUACAAAGAGUCAUUUGAUGUUGGCGCUGACAUUUUUGCCAAGUUCUCUGCAUUCAUCAAGAACAGUUCAAACAAUGCUUUCCAUGAAAAAUCUUUACUGAGAGAGUUUAAGCGACUGGAUGAUUAUCUGAACACACCUCUUCAGGAUGAACUGGAUCAGAACAUCUCCGUUUCCAAAAGAAAGUUCCUCGAUGGAAACCGCUUGACGUUGGCAGACUGUAAUCUGUUACCAAAGCUACAUGUCAUCAAGGUUGCAGCUAAAAAGUAUCGUAACUUUGAUAUUCCUGCUCAGUUCACUGGAGUCUGGCGUUAUCUGCAGAGCGCAUAUGAGAGAGAGGAGUUCAGUCAAACCUGCCCAGCUGACAUUGAAAUUGAGAAAACAUAUCUGACUGUGGCCAAGAGGACGUGAACUUCCAAACAGAAUAUUUAAAACACACACUUUUAACUACAUUUAAACAAACAUGAAUCCCAGAUUCAUCUUAUGGGCUUUGGAGGAGGCCAUAUAAAAAUAUUUAAAUAUUGUAAAUAGUUUGUAUAUGGACAAGUGUAUAGUCAUUUGCAUAUAGAUGAAAGAAACGGAAAGAUUAAAAAAACAUUACAAUAAAAUGCAAUAUUCAAACAGGACUAGUUUUUUAAAAAGAUUUUUGAGUUGCCGUUUUAAAUCUGGGGGUUUCAGACAGGUGGUCAUGAAGUCAUUUCUUGAUUUUUUUAUUUUAUUUAUUUAAAGCUACUUUUAAUUUACAAAUUUAACAUGAUCUUGUAGAACUGGAAACUUACAAUCUUUCUAACAUUGUAAAUAGAGAAACAAACCUGAAGCUGAUAAUAAUACAGGGACCAAUCUUAGCAGUUUACGUGAUUUUGCUGCUGAUUUUAUUUUUUAUGCAUUCAUGCAGGAGACAGCCAAGAGACGAACAGGGUUAAAAUCACCAAGUAUUUCUGUGAUAAACAUAUUUCUCUAACCUCUUUGGGAUAACUAGUCCUGUCUAAAUAGAGCUAAUGAUAUCAUACAGUUUAGCAAUGCCUAUGAUCCCAAAACCCAUUAGACAAAAUAUAGACUACUUUUGAUUGACAGCUACUGUUCCUUUAAGUGUUUAAAGCUUUUUGGGUUAUUUUGCCUAUUCACCUAUUUGUAUUUUUAAUGGCGUAUCAUGUUUUGUGCAUAAUGUAAAUAUGUAUUUUAUAUCCAUAGGGUAUCCAUUCGGUUAUCUGUAAUGCAUAUCUAAAAAUAUGUAUGUUGAUCAGUGCAGUGGAUAAGUCACACAUACAGAUUUCCACAUUAAUGGUUGUUUCAUUUAAAGGGUUAUAGUGUAAUACGGAUGCAAAAUUGCAAAAGCUCACCAUUUAUUAAAGUAUAUGGUUGUUUAAGAAAGAGAUUACACUGCUUUCUUUCAAAUUUUAAAUAAAAUUGAUAUACUGCUACUAUA